Molecule: messenger RNA, 9209 nt
Organism: Amoebophrya sp. A25
Lineage: Eukaryota; Dinophyceae; Syndiniales; Amoebophryaceae
Source: the annotation of a GenBank genome assembly
UUAGGACUGACCAGAGUAGCAGCCAAUUUAUAAUCUAAGUUUUUAGUCAUCACUGACUCAAAAGCACAAGGAAGUCUACAACUGCUGACUAAGAACCAAAAGUGGAAUUAUAACAUCAGUAGUAUUUUUGACCACCAUGAUAUUAUGGUACGAAAAUGAUACAAAAAAUGCACAAUCGGCAAUAAGAUGACCAAGAAGCCUGCUCGAAGUCGCGCCAAAGACAACUCCUGUGACGAUGGCUCCUGUUAACCUAAACGCCCAGGACAGCUCCUGGAGGCUGGUCCUUUGCGGUGCUUCCGCAGUCCUCGCAGUGGUAAUGGCGGGAAAAAGUGGUCUGACGCUUCGCGAGAUACGUUCCCUGUGGAAAAGAAGUUUAAGUGUAAUUAUACGUGGCCUGUGGAGUAGAAAUUUCCGAAUGCUUGACUAGUAACGUCGUCAAUACCACUCGCUUGACUAGUAACGUCGUCAAUACUCCUUCAAUUUAUUAUCGAGCCCUUCUUCGGAAGUGAAGCAUGGUAUUAAAUGGUCCGCUCGACAGUUUCGGCGUACUGAUCUGGGCAACAUUCCACUCCACUCGCAUGAGAAGAAGAGCGCCAUGAAUGUCACCAGCAAAUAUUUGGACUACAGGCGUUUUAUUUUUAAACUACAAACGUUAACGUAGAUGAGGAGGUACUCAUUAGCAGUAGUAGUACACGAUUACAAACCAUAACCAUUUAAAGUAGGCUUUUUAGACUAACAACAACAAACAACAAACAACAACCACCUCUAGUAUAGGAACAAUCAUCAUCAUCAUCAACAUCAUCAUCAUCAUCAUCAGACUAGGUACAUAGAAGAUGAGUUGUAGUAGUACUCAACACGACAGCUGCAUUAGACGCCCUAAGACUUCUAAGUCAAAUCUUGGAUCGCUUCUGGGCGGCAGGAUAUAUAGCCAGGAUUGCUUUUUCUGGCGAGACGCCUCGAAGUGCAGAUGGCUUUUACGCUGGUCCCAUUUGCGCACGACGAAGGCAUGUUCUGCCGGAAGGAGAGGUAAGAGAAUAUCAUGGGAGUGUUAGUUUUACAACGCGACUGAUUAAUUGUAAUGUAUCAUGCGUUUCGCUGCUGCACAUCGCGCAUGAUACUAGAAGAUGGUCCACGAGUCAUGAUUUCAAUAUUCAGUGUUUAUUUUCAGCGUACCCCAUCAAGCACUGUCAACAACAAAUUGUGCGAGAAGACCACAGCACUACUGGUACAACUACGAAGAUACUAGAAGAUGUUGCGAAUGUGAAUGAUCGAGGGCAAUAUCAUGGUCCUUAACCACCUAAGAGAUUAUAGUUGUAAUGUCUCUUACGAACAACCGUUACGUUGAACUGCGACCCCGGGAGAGACUCAAACAUGGCACAGCCACCCCCUUUCAAGAUCAAGUAGUUGCUAGUGGUCUCUUCUUAACCCCUGGAGUGGGUACAUUCAUUAAUUAAGUACUUGAACACCACCUCGUGCUAGGUAAAUGACCACCCCAUCUCAAUCACCAUCUCUUAGUGCUAGGUACUUGAACACCACCCCAUCUCAAUCACCCUCAGAUCCGAGCAGGCGGUUUACAAGAUGGGGGCUCAUUUUUUUCGCUCUCUUCAAUCUUAGGGAACAAGAACUGGCGUCACCUUCUCUGGCUAGAGUGGAAUCGCGUACGCAAUGUCCUAGCAUUUCCAGCACAAAAAGUAAUUCUAAUUUGUAGAGAGCAGAAAGCACUAGUAUACGUGGAUGAGCUUUCUUCAUAUCUCUACUAGAGAGUAAGCAGGUUCUCCACCAGCGCUCGUUCUAGAUACCACAGAUAGAUCAACUCUUCAUUACAACAUGGUAGAUGCAAACCAGUGCAAUGACUCCCAGGUCGAAGAACGUUGGCUCUAUGCUGGGGGUCCUUUAGCGCAUGUGAGGACUCAGCAACAGAUCGGCACCAUGAUGGAACAGAUGGAUAAGGCGUUUGACGAGGUGGGAGUGCAUAGACAACAUUUUUAUGGUGAUUGGACAACUGUGUAGAUUUAGCAUUUUUAUGAUGAUUUGAGUGUGUGAGAGUGUCUUUUGGUGGUUUUGGACAUCCUAGUUUAGUAAAUGUUGACAUUGCGUUUGCGUAUCCGCAUCCUCUCAAUGCAUUUCGAGUAGAUCAUUUCCGCAGGAGAUGUUCUAAGCAAUCUUAAUCCGAACAUCGUCUAAUUCCGAGUCCUACUCGGAGGUGGUCAUAGCCACGUGCACGUCCUGAAGAUGUUGGCGAUGCAGCCGUUGCGCAACACCCGGGUGACAUUGAUCUCCAAGGAUGUGAUGACUCCUUUUAAGGCUUGCUUUAAUUCAAUUGCCCUUUUCUCUUUUCUAUCUUCCUCUGGUCUUUCUUUUUUCUAGGUAGGUCGGCUCCGCCACAGUUAUUAAGGGUAGGCUAAAGGUGCUUGGGUUACCGCUUGUUAUGGCUCUCCGAAGGGGGACAGCCAUAACAAGCGGGAUAAACGAACACCCAAAGCCUACCUCUAAAGUUAGGUCGGCUCCACCACAAUUAUAGAAUAUUUAGGAAGCAUGACUAACUCCACCACAAUUAUAGAAUUUAGGAAGCAUCCUUUUCCUUUCUUGGACCUCUUCAGAAGUAUCCUUUUUCUUGACCCCCGAUGGUAAAUAUUCAAGGGGGCGAAAUAAUACAGACUUUCAAGGUACCUGAAUUGGAGUACCUUUUUUUUUGCCUAACUGACUCUAACCCUUACUCUGGCAUGCUCCCGGGUCAUGUCGGUGGCAUGUACAGCAAAAGGGAGGCGCACUUAGACCUAUUCCGUCUAGCACGAUUCGCACGUGUCCGGUUUAUUGUUGGCGAAGUCGAAAAAAUCGACUUCGGAAACCGGGAGUUACACUUGAAGCCGACACGCAAUACGGUUCAGGGUGAAAUUCGCUAUACCACUCCUGGAGAUCAUGGGGAAGAAGUUUCAAUAACGAGUCCUAUAGAUGGCCAAAUAUUAAGGCUCUCGAUAAUCCAUCUUUGCCGUCAUCCCUGAAAGGUAUGAGUGCGUAGCUGGCCCCCUCCUGAUACUCUUCAAGGAUGCAGCUCAAAAAUGAAGUGCGGAGAGGUCUAAAAGUAGGAGGCCGAGGCCCGUCUUCAUCCACGCGUCCUCCUGUGAAAUUCGACGUCCUAUCGAUCAAUGUCGGUUCGGUACCAGAGAUGCCCAAUGAUAACCUUGCGAAAAGCGAACACAUAACCGCAGUGAAGCCGAUCGACAGACUGAGCAAUGCCUGGACGAAAGUGCAAAAACAAGACUUCAAAAAGAUUUGCAUCGUAGGCGGCGGCGCAGCGGGAGUGGAAAUGGCUUUCGCGAUGAAUCAAACGCUUAAUUUUGAUAUUAAGGCUUCAUGGAUGGGUUCCUUGCGGGAAUUGUGUCGUCCCGCUCCCGCUGGUCAUCCUAGGGAUGCCAAUCAAUCAAAACAAGAUUCUCAGGACGUGGUAGACGAAGAAGAGAACUCUCUUUAGCCUUAGUACAAUGAAUGUCCAAUGUCCUUGUUUCAUCCUUGCAGACAUAGCCUCUAAUCGUAAUUGCAAAGGGAAAGACGACAAGAAAAAUCCUGUACAGAUUCUCCUGUUGCAUACUGGUGAGGAACUGCUGCCAGGGCAUGGCGCCCCAGCUAGGAAGCUUGUGACAGAGCUCUUAGCAGAGAAGCAGAUUCAAGUACACACGGAUUGUUAUGGCUGUAGGCUGUGACGUGUCUGUGUGCAAAAAAACAGAAGUGGUUUUUCUACAUCGUAGAUUGAAGAGUGUGCAAAAAAACAGAAGUAGUUUUUCUACAUCGUAGAUUGAAGAAGAAGAAGAAGAAGAAGAUUGUAGGUGUAAAAGAACUACAAGCAGUAAGAAUAGGCUCAGGUACAACUUUGUCGGCAGUGCUAACUCCCCACUGCGGACAAAGUUGUACCUGAGACAAAGCAGCUAGUAACGAAAGAGGGCGAACGGUUCAAGUUCGAGCAUUGUAUUUGGUGUACCGGAGGUCGGCCGCCAGUCUUUCUCACGGACUCGUUGAAAAAACACCGCUUCCUGCAGGAUGAAAAAGAUGGAACUCUGCUCGUUAACACGCACAUGCAGUCAGUGUCCGACCCAGAUGUUUUUGGUGCGGGCGAUUGUGUCACAAUAGAAGGACACAAGAGGCCGAAGUUAUGGAUGACUGGACUGGGACUUAAAAAUUGGAUGUAGUAAGAAUAUCUUCAUAGCAGGACUGAAAAGGUUGAGAUUAUUUUGAGGCUUGAUUUUUUUGAGGCUUGAUUUUGUGAGCGCUAACAAUGAGAUGUUGAUGCUUUUCUUUGCGACUCAUACACGACCUUUCCAAUCUCUUCUAACAACAGCCGGCGUUUUCGCUGUGAUGGCAGGGAUGACGCUGUUCAACAACUUGCGAAUCCAUAUGGAAAACAAACUCUCUAGUCCUUCUACAAAGAAGCCCUUCGAGAACUAUUUUCCCCAGACUUAAGGACUGGAAGUUGGCCUCUCUAUGCGCAUCGCUAUGGCUCCUCCAAAUAGGACGAAAGGCCUAAAUAUGCGGGCUAGAGAGGUCACCCUACUAAACCCCUAACAGAAGGAGUGGCUAGGCUUGUUGAAUCUGUGCGACGGCACAGCCUUAGCUAGUCGCGGAGAGAAUCUAGCUGUGCGUGGAUCGUGGUUACUAGAACUGAAAGACUACAUCGACCGAAAAUGGAUGGCGCAGUAUGGUGGUGAUGGACUGCCGAGAAUGUUACCGGAACUGAAUUUUGGUAACGACGGUGGUUUAGCUGAGUUUUUCAAAAGUUCAAGUUCAACUUCUGCUUCCGACCGCAUCCGCAGGUAUCUAAACUUAAGGCUUCCCCGCAUGACCGCAUCCGCAUUCAUCUUUGGAAGCUGCAUCCUGCUGAAGACGCUUUUUUCGAGUGAGAAAUGAGUGUCCUCCCAGGAUGUUGUACCUCGAAAACCAUGAAAAUAACCGAGUUACUGACUGAAAUAUGGGAGGUAGCUUUGACGGGGCUACUCUUCCUUGUUCAGUAUCUCGCCUCUAUAUUUUUAAGUAGUUACUCGCUUAUUUCAGUUUUUCGUAUUCCCGCGAGCAGCUCUAAUAAACGCACAAAAUGAACUAGUCGGCGAUCCCAGUAUGAGAUGUGGCGGAUGCGCUUGUAAAUUGGGUGGGCAAGUACUGAAAAAGGGGUUGGGGAAGACUUCUAGCACUUCUACAAGAGAUCAUUUAUCCAGUACGUCUAGAUCAGCUUUCGGCAGGAUAGAAGAAGCAGUCGGUGAAGAUUGUGCGGUGAUAUCGUACAAUACGAACAUUACAACGACGGCAUCAGCAGAAACCGAGGACGAAAACGCGUCGCAGAUGACGACCUACCACACUUAAGGCUCGUGUAUCACUAUCCCAUGUGAACUUCUAUUCUGAGUCAUGAUGAACGAUGGUAGCAGGGACAACAGCAUGCGUGUGCAUGCAUGCUGAGUGGAGUAGCUUGCCCUUCAUUUAAAGGGGAAGCUAAGGGGAAAAAGAAAAGGGGGAUAGUGAAGCACUACACCUUUAAAACGCAGUCGACUUCUUCAAAGCGGGAGUUUUAGACAUAGACCCUUUCGUAUUCGGACAAGUGAGCGCUCUACACUGUCUGAGCGAUCUCAUUGCUAUGGGAGUGGUGCUGGAUAAGGGGGGAGGAGCAAGUUAUGGAUGAAAUUUCGAAAAGCAUUGAUCUAUGACGCCCUUAAGGCAGUCUGCUAUUACUCUGAACAGCAGAUUGGUUGUUGCGAUGCACCAGUCUUUUAGUAUCUCUCUAAUCCAUCUCCGGAACUGGCGCUUCCCACGUGACCGCACUGUCUACCUGUGCCGUCCCUUUGGCUUCCGAACCUCUACAAGCCGACGACUUUGCGAUGUUGUCUCAGGGUGCAAGGUCUCUUUUCAGUGACUACGACACCCAAAUUGUCGGAGGACACAGUAUAGAGGGCGACUUAGCACUGGGUUUCACGGUCAAUGCAGCGAUUUUUAUGGCAAGAUUUUUAGAAUAGACCUGGAGGUAUAGAGACAAGGCCGAUAAAACAUUGUAGUCCAUUUAGCUGAAGAAGGCAGUGGUUAUUUGAUAACUGCUUCUAGAAUUCCUCAAAAAGUCAACUAAGUACUUAUGAAAGGAUCUGGAUGUGUAUGCAACCCGUCCAGUACUAUGCCCUUCUGAAUAUUUCAUCUCUCUAACUCCAUAAACAAGAAGGACAAGCAAGCAAACCCCAGCAGUGCAGGAAACACUAGUAAUACCAAUAGAAUCUGGACCAAAGGCCGCGCCGUAAGGGAUGGCGACCUUAUAGUAGUGACCAAGCCUCUUGGUACGGGUAUAAUACAAGCGGCAGUCAUGCGGAACGCUUGCGCUGGAGACGUCUACCUCAAUUGUCUCCAAUCGAUGUUGACACGGAACUCGGCUUUGGUUGUGGUAUGAACGGAGAGACUCUUUGAGAGUGUCACUUUCUUGCUCGUGUUGAUGAAAUGACGAUAUUUUGUAGAAGAAAUGUACAAAACUUGUUGGAAUUUCUUCAUGAACACAGAGAAAGAGAACCCAGAGAGUUUGUUAUAUAUAAGAACCCAGCGGAACACCGACCCUAUAGCAUUUCUUCUCCGUGCAUCUCUCGAUGCAUUUCUGAACCACCACUGGCCCGAGUACAUGACCAGAGGACAACUAGGACAACUUAAACCCUGUACUUUUAUUUUCAUGCACCUUUUUCCCAUCUUUCAUACUCUUCGAAACUACAAGAGUGCGUAGCAAAAUUGCAGAAAAGGAGCGCCGACGAUGAGGUUGGAGUAACUGGUUGCACUGACAUUACUGGUUUUGGCUUUCUAGGACACUUACUAGAAAUGCUGGGAUCUUCUUCGAGCGCAAGCACAACUACAAUUACGGCUAUUAUCUUGAUGGCGGGAACGUGGAGGGGGUCGUCAUCAUUCAAGGAUUCUUAAAGCGACCCCCUCGCACCCAUGACCCGCCUCCAGAUGUAAGCUCUAUUACGAGAAGACCAAUAGCAGAAAUCGAUGUUUCUUCUGUGCCUAUUUUAGAAGGUGCAUUAGACUUAGUUUCGGACUAUGGCAUCCUGAGUUCUCUCUUCCCGAAAAACCUUGCUUUGGUGCAUGAAGAAGUCGAAGGGCUGAGGCUUAGACGAGACGAAAAAAGCAGUUGUGCUGAAGGCAGUGGGAAGAUGUCAGCUUACGAUGAUCAAGAAGGGACGUCGACUUAUAACCCGAACAAGAUAUCGCGUGAUCAUAGUGUUUGAGCUUUUUGAGUACUAAAUCCGAAUUCAGCAGCGAAGUCACCAAAAUUACGACUCAUUCAUCCACCCUCAACCUCAUGCCUCUAAAAAGCGUUCCAAGCGACCCCCGACUUCGCCCUCAUCGAUCCGCAGACAUCAGGCGGCUUGCUGCUGACGAUGUCACCUCAGGUCUACGCGAUGGCAAAGAAUGAUAAAGACGCGGGCAGCUCGAUGUUUCUGCAAGUAGUCGGGAAGAUCAAGAUGUCUUCCGACGGGGAAACAGAGAGGUCGAAAAAGGUUCGGCUAAUCUGGAAGGGUGCUUGAUUAAGUGAGAUUGAUUGAGGUUAGCUUGAUCAAGAGAGCUUGAUUGAUGGAAAGCAGCAAAGCAAAUCUUCCAGGUGUGCAUCUUUAGCCGAACAGUUUCCGUAAUCAUAAACAGCGGAGCAAUUUGGAUCAUUAUAUCCGUGCGCAAGUAUUAUUCUUUUCGAGCAAAAGUAGAGUCAGACGCCAUAACGGAGGGUUUGAUUAUACUUGUUCUUCCGACGACUUUAUUUGUUCAGAAGACGUGCUACAACUACUACGAGUGAUGUAAACAAAUCCAGUGCAGCCAAGUGCUAAAAGUAGAUAGAGGCCAGUCCCAGUCCUAUCCAAAGUCCAAAGCAAACUUUACAACUCUUACGCGACAUCAGUCGUGCACUAAUACGAUGAGAAAGUACACAUCAACAGUACAAGCCAAUCAAUAUUACUCAAUACAAAGAGCCGAUACAAAGAGCGUAGUACUAUACCAACAAUACGAAGAGCUUAUAUGUAGUACAAACAGGAGAGCCCGGAACAAAUUCUGGGAGACGAAGCUACAACACGGUGCACCACUACUCCAUACAGUAAGGUGUGCUACGUCAAUUCUGUUAUUCAGAUCUUCAGAUCAUUCUUGUAAAGGGGAGUGUUAGGAAGGAGCGUGAGGAGUACUUGUUCAUGAAGGAAGACGUGGACGACUACACUUCUACUGAAGAAACUACGCUUAUUGUUGGCUGGAGGCUCGAAGACUCAAGCACGUUUUUUACUUGAGAAGAUGAUGCCCCAAUUGUAGACUUACUUGGAAUAGACACCAGUUCCAUUAUCGUUCCUGUGACUGCGAACAAAUAAAGAAUGACAUGAUGUCACUUGUAUUGCAGAGGCCUUUUCUAUCUGCCAUUGUCCUUUCAGGGACUGUCCUAUGUUACAGAAGAUUUUGUUAACGAAGGAUGAGCGUGCGGGGAUCCUGGUCUUCGCUGAAGCUAAAGCCCGAGCUGGUUUUUUCUUGUUUGCCAAAAGCUAAAGCUAGGCUAGCUCAGCCAAGCGAGGCGCAGGCAAGCGACGAGGAGGAUAUGGGUCGGAGUACAUGAUUUUUAGGGAAGCGAGGACCAGGAGGACAACAGUUGAAAAAUAUGAUAGUUACUAGAGCACCUCUAUAUGCAGAUAGGAGGUAGUAGAUUGUAUUCGAGGAAGUAGUAGAUUGUUUACUGUUAUUAGGAGGUAGUAGAUUGAUGUUUUCAAGAAGAUGAAGAUUAGAGCAGAUUUUCUAGGAGAUAAAGCCGCCAAGUUUAACGUAAUCGUUUUUUCGAAUUUUUACUGGGAUGAAGUCCAUCAAUUUACUGUUUGCCCACGGGUUCAUUUUACCUCGUAUGCUUCAAGGUUCAUUUUACCUCAAGAAGAACUCUUCCGUCUUUCUUCUACCUAGAUGAAUGCCUCAAGAAGAACUUCGACUUGUUCUAUCAAUCGAGAGACGAAUGGCAUUCCUCGAAUGGCAGUACAACUUCUCUACGGACCACACACAAUACAACUGUAGAGGUUACAGCAUUGCAUUCAUCAUAAGCAUCCUUGGCUUUUUUCAACUAAGCAGAAAAAAUGUUCUCAGGAAUGUUCUCAGGAAUGCAAUUGCGUAACCUCUAAAGAAGAAGGUCUUCGGAGAAUCGAAAUAGAAGUAGAUCUUGUGCGAGUAAUGAAUUAAUGAAUGAAGAU